Messenger RNA from Solanum pennellii, 1362 nucleotides. RefSeq names its product protein BIG GRAIN 1-like B. Bases 98 to 1267 code for a protein of 389 amino acids. Lineage: Eukaryota; Viridiplantae; Streptophyta; Magnoliopsida; Solanales; Solanaceae. The record is from RefSeq and is a predicted model, not a curated record. The transcript has a single exon. Gene Ontology annotation, biological process: auxin-activated signaling pathway.
UUUUCUUCCCCUCAUUCAUUCACACUUGCUUCAACCUUUUCCUUGCUAUUCCUUAUUUUCAUUUCUCUCUCACAAAAACAAAAAUAAUCAAAACUGAAUGUAUAAUAUGGAGAAGGAUAAGUUGUGUAGGAGACAUCACAAGAACCCUUCAUUUUCAUCUUCGCUUCUUGAUGAAAUCUACCGUUCCAUUGAUGGUUAUGAUCAGAGAAGAGAAGAUUUCAAAUCAGAAACAAGAAAACAGAGCAAUAUCGGAGUGAAACCGAAAGGCGUUGUUAAUAUUUACAACAAGAAGAAGAGUGUAGAAGAUGAGGAGAUGGCUAGUUUUCGAAGGGCUUGUUUGAUUGAGAAAUGGAUGGAGAAAAAAGUGAAAGAUAAAACACGAAGAGGUCCGUGUAAUGAAUUGGAUAGUAUUAAUUAUGAUUCACUCUUUUUCAGUUCAACUUCAUCUGAAUCUAAUUCUGGUACUCUCUCUGCAUCUUCAUCUGAACCCGACUCUUUUUACUCAUCAUCUUCUUCUUCUUCAACAACUUGUUUUGCUGCAUCGAAAACAAGAUCAAUUAGGAGAGCUAGUGUUUCACCGCGUAGAGGUACUAAACUCUAUUCAUUUGACAAUCAACAAUUGCAAGCAAAUAAAAAUGAAGAGGCCAAUUUUAUAAAGUCGAAAUCAACUGCUUUGAAAAUGUACAACAAUUUGAAGAAAGUGAAACAGCCUAUUUCACCAGGGGGUCGUCUUACUAAUUUUCUCACUUCCAUUUUCAACAACAAAUCCAAGAAUUUGAAGGAUCCAAACAGAGGAGAUUCUCAUGAAGUAGAGGAGAGGAGUUCAAAAUCUUCUUCAAUUUGUUCAUCAUUUUCAAGAUCCUGUUUAAGUAAAACCCCACCAAAAUUCUCUCAAACUACUGUCAAAAGGACAGUCAGAUUUAACCCUGUCAGUGUUAUUGUUGAUGAAGAUUGUCGUCCUUGUGGUCAUAAAUCCAUAGAUGACCAUGAUUCAGACAAUCUCCGUCAGCCCAAAUCCCAAGGAAAUGCAGAGAAGAACAGGAAAUUUGAAGUGACAAAAGUUGAUUCGUAUAAGAAUGAUUACAUUGUUGAUUACGCAGACGAAGAAGAAGAUGAUGAUGAUGCAGCAAGUUGUUCAAGUUCAGAUUUGUUUGAAAUUGAUCAUUUAGCAUUUUUCGGUAACAAAAGAUUUUGUGAUGAACUGCCUGUCUAUGAAACCACACAUGUUGAUACCAAUAGAGGAAUCGCAAGUGGUUUCAUUCAUUAGUUAAGCCUUUGAUAAAUUUUAUUUAGUAAGAAAGGUAUUUGAAUCUUCAUGAUAAUAUAAAUUGAUUAAUUUUUCCAAUAAAUCCACUUUUAUUA